Messenger RNA from Mytilus californianus (California mussel), 820 nucleotides. RefSeq names its product 40S ribosomal protein S6-like. Gene Ontology annotation, biological process: translation. Gene Ontology annotation, cellular component: ribosome. The transcript has 5 exons. Lineage: Eukaryota; Metazoa; Mollusca; Bivalvia; Mytilida; Mytilidae. The record is from RefSeq and is a predicted model, not a curated record. The coding region runs from base 49 to 777 and encodes 242 amino acids. Gene Ontology annotation, molecular function: structural constituent of ribosome.
AGUUCGGUCUCUUGUUCCGGUUGUCGCUCUCUGAUCACAAGGAUCAGCAUGAAGCUCAACAUUUCUUUCCCAGCCACUGGCUGUCAAAAGCUUAUAGAAGUUGACGAUGAAAAGAAAUUACGACCGUUUUUUGAUAAACGUAUGGCCCAGGAAGUUACCGCUGACAGUCUUGGUGAUGAAUGGAAGGGAUAUGUAGUACGUAUUUCUGGAGGCAAUGACAAGCAAGGAUUCCCAAUGAAACAGGGAGUUCUGACUAAUGGCAGAGUGCGUCUGCUGUUGUCUAAAGGUCACUCUUGUUUCAGACCAAGGAGGACUGGUGAAAGACGCAGGAAGUCAGUCCGUGGAUGUAUUGUGGACAGUAAUCUGAGUGUUUUGGCCUUGGUUGUUGUCAAGAAAGGAGAAAAAGACAUCCCAGGCCUUACAGAUACAACCAUCCCAAGAAGACUUGGUCCAAAGAGAGCAAGUAAAAUCAGAAAACUGUUCAACUUGUCAAAAGAAGAUGAUGUCAGACAGUAUGUUGUCCGCAGACCACUUGCAGUGAAAGAAGGAAAGAAAGCUCAGUCAAAGGCUCCUAAAAUUCAGAGACUGGUAACUCCAAUUGUACUACAACGUAAAAGACACAGAUUUGCCCUCAAAAAGAGGCGUCAUGCUAAGAGACGUGAUGAUGCUGCAGAGUAUGCUAAGCUUUUGGCCCUCAGACUGAAGGAGAAGAAAGAAAGAAAAAGGAGUCGAUCAGGCAGUAGAACAUCUCUGUCACAGUCUCAAUCUAAAGCAUAGACUAUGGGCAUGGCUGAUCCAAAUUAAAAAAAAAUUUAAAAGA